GCCGCGCAUCGCUGCCUAGUGUUUUGCGCCGUGCGUGAGGACAAGUGCGGUACGGAGCGACCACCGACACCGGGAGCCAUCGCCUCCAACAGAUCUACCACAAUGCCUGGCUCUCUUCCAGUGAAUGCUGAAUCCUGUUGGCCCAAAGAUGUGGGAAUUGUUGCACUGGAAAUAUAUUUUCCAUCUCAGUAUGUUGACCAGACAGAGCUGGAGAAGUAUGAUGGUGUGGAUGCUGGGAAAUACACCAUUGGGCUAGGCCAGUCAAGGAUGGGGUUCUGCUCUGACCGUGAGGAUAUCAAUUCUCUGUGUUUGACUGUGGUUCAGAAGCUCAUGGAGAGGAACAGCCUUUCCUAUGAUUGUAUUGGGAGAUUAGAAGUUGGAACAGAGACAAUAAUUGAUAAAUCAAAGUCUGUCAAGACUGUCUUGAUGCAGCUUUUUGAAGAAUCUGGCAAUACGGAUGUAGAAGGAAUCGACACCACCAAUGCGUGCUAUGGAGGCACUGCUGCUCUUUUUAAUGCCAUUAAUUGGAUUGAGUCCAGUUCUUGGGAUGGCCGCUAUGCACUUGUCGUUGCUGGAGACAUCGCUGUGUAUGCCUCUGGAAAUGCCAGGCCAACAGGUGGAGCCGGUGCAGUUGCUAUGCUCGUUGGUCCAAAUGCUCCAUUGAUUUUUGAGAGAGGAUUGCGUGGAACACACAUGCAGCAUGCAUAUGACUUCUACAAACCAGAUAUGGUCUCUGAAUAUCCUGUAGUUGAUGGCAAGCUCUCUAUACAGUGCUACCUCAGUGCAUUGGAUCGCUGCUAUACCGUCUAUCGGAAUAAAAUACAAGCCCAGUGGCAAAAGGAGGGCAUAGACAGAUGUUUCACCCUGAAUGACUUUGGAUUCAUGAUCUUUCAUUCUCCCUACUGUAAACUGGUACAGAAGUCUGUGGCUAGACUCUUGCUGAAUGACUUUCUCAGUGACCAGAACCCAGAAACAGCAAAUGGUGUUUUCAGUGGUCUGGAAGCUUUCAGGGAUAUAAAACUUGAAGAUACAUAUUUUGACAGAGAUGUGGAAAAAGCUUUUAUGAAAGCUAGUGCAGAACUCUUCAAUCAGAAAACCAAAGCUUCAUUACUUGUGUCCAAUCAGAAUGGAAAUAUGUAUACCCCUUCAGUCUAUGGUUGCCUUGCCUCUCUUCUAGCACAGUACUCUCCAGAGCAGCUUGCAGGACAGAGAAUCAGUGUGUUCUCAUAUGGCUCUGGUUUUGCUGCUACACUGUAUUCCAUCAGAGUUACGCAGGAUGCCACUCCUGGUUCUGCAUUGGACAAAAUAACUGCCAGCCUUUCAGACCUCAAAGCAAGACUUGACUCAAGAAAAUGUAUUGCACCUGAUGUCUUUGCUGAAAACAUGAAGAUUAGACAGGAAACACAUCAUUUGGCCAACUAUAUUCCGCAGUGUUCGGUGGAAGACCUCUUUGAUGGAACAUGGUACCUUGUGCGUGUGGAUGAAAAACACAGGAGAACUUACGCACGGCGUCCAGUCAUGGGUGAUGGACCCCUGGAGGCAGGAGUUGAAGCUGUCCACCCAGGCAUUGUUCAUGAGCACAUCCCAAGCCCUGCUAAGAAAGUGCCAAGAAUCCCUGCAACAACAGAAUCUGAAGGCGUUACUGUUGCCAUUUCCAAUGGGGAGCAUUAAGAUACCUCUGUGAGGUGGGGAAUGGAACGAGAUGUGAGGGCAGAGUGAGAGAGAGAGAAAUUGGUCACAGUAGUGCUGAAGUUUCAGUUUAUAGUAAUAACUCAUUGGAGCAUGGGGAAAAAUGUUCAAGUUCCUUGAAAAAAUUGUCACAAUAUAGUGUGCUGAUACUUACAGCAUUUCAGAACACUAAAAUCAUGAAUAUACUGGAGGGACUUGACAGGGACUGUGUUGGAUCCCUUAGCAUGUCUGAAUUCUUUUAAUUGCUAAGUAGUAGCUGUAGACUAUUAAAAGGUCUUUGUACACAGGGGAAAAAAAAAUCUGCUUGCUCUUUCACAUAAAAUGACUUGAAACCUACACUGUUAACUUCUACUUGUACUCAAGUCUGUGGCAAAACAAUUCAAGCUUUUAAUGUGAGGGUUCUCAGUGCCUUGACAGUCAGCAAUCAGUCUUCUGAAUAUUGCACUACUCUUACCCUCUCUCACCUUCCCUUUCUUCUCCCAGUUAACCUCCCAUCACCCCAUCGUCUUGAAAGGUACAAAAACAAGUAGUAUUUGCCAGAACACACUCUCUGCCCUGUCAAAAUGACUGGAUCAAGAACAACUAGACUGGCAGGGGAUGCUCUUCCAAGAAACUUACAACCCACUGUUAGUUACCACUUAAUGCGUUCCAACAUACAUAUUCACAUGUUGUACACCUGCAUUAUAGAUUACAGCAGCCACAGAGGAAAAAGGGUUAAAAAAAGAAGGGAGGUAGUAACUGCUACAGAAGGGGGUUUAUUGAUUUGGCACCUUUCUGGAUUGUUUAGUAGAAGCACCUAAGGCAGCAGAAUUGUCAAGUAAAACUUCUAUGUGGUUCUGGUUCUAAUUGGCAAGCAAAGG
Molecule: messenger RNA, 2549 nt
Organism: Dryobates pubescens (Downy woodpecker)
Lineage: Eukaryota; Metazoa; Chordata; Aves; Piciformes; Picidae
Gene: HMGCS1
Product: 3-hydroxy-3-methylglutaryl-CoA synthase 1
Exons: 10
Coding region: 103-1671 (522 amino acids)
Biological process (GO): acetyl-CoA metabolic process
Cellular component (GO): cytosol
Molecular function (GO): hydroxymethylglutaryl-CoA synthase activity
Source: RefSeq, a predicted model, not a curated record